Messenger RNA from Myripristis murdjan (pinecone soldierfish), 1033 nucleotides. It is a transcript of the gene chodl, whose product is annotated as chondrolectin. Gene Ontology annotation, biological process: positive regulation of axonogenesis. The transcript is spliced from 9 exons. Lineage: Eukaryota; Metazoa; Chordata; Actinopteri; Holocentriformes; Holocentridae. Gene Ontology annotation, cellular component: cytoplasm. The record is from RefSeq and is a predicted model, not a curated record. Bases 1 to 945 code for a protein of 314 amino acids.
AUGCUGAUGCUGUCGCUGGUUUUCUCGGUUGAACAGGUGAAGGCGAGCUUCACCUUUCAGGCCCCUGCCAGCCACCUGACGCUGUGGGUCCUGGGGGUCGUCAUGGCAACAGUCGACGGGGGAGACGGAGCGCGGGUGGUGAGCGGUCAGACGGUGUGUGUGGGCGGUCCCGAGCGGCCGUGCUACAAGAUUGCGUAUUUCCACGAUGUGUCGAGCCGUGUUGCAUUCUGGGAAGCUGCUCAGGCCUGCGAGCUGGACGGAGGAGAGUUACUGAGCGUGGAGAGUCAGGAGGAGCAGGAGGAGGUGCAACACCUGCUGCAGGAGUUGCGUUCAGGAGCGGUGGGAGGAGGAGGAGGAGGAGGAAUAGCAGACGGUGAUUUCUGGAUCGGUUUGACUCGGGCGGACGGAGCCGAGCAGAACCAACCGGAUCCCAGCAGCUUCACGUCCUGCCCGCAGCUCUACCACUGGACGGACAGCAGCCCGGCCUCCUUCAGGAACUGGUAUUUUGAUGAGCCGUCCUGUGGCGGCGAGGCCUGCGUGGUGAUGUACCAUCAGCCAACUGCACUUCCUGGUUUGGGCGGGGCUUAUCUCUACCAAUGGAACGACGACCGCUGCAACAUGAAGCACAACUUCAUCUGCAAAUACCAGCCAGGUGACCCCCCCGCUCCUUUAGCUCCGCCCACCAUUGGUGUGUGGAACGAGCAGGUCCAACAGCCUGGAAGCGGCGAGGAGAACAAACCUCAUGUCAUCAUGGCUGGAAGUUCAGGCAUGCUGCUGGUGUAUGUCAUCAUUCCCACAAUCCCCCUGCUGCUGCUCAUCCUGGUGGCCUCUGCGACGUGCUGCGUUCAGAUGCUCAGUAAAAGCAAGCCCCGGACCAAGACCAGUGUCGACCAAUCAAAUCUCUGGAUCUCCAAAACGCCCAAGAUUGACAGCAUGGAAGUCUGAAUGCAUCACAGUGACAUCACAGCAAUGACAUCACUCAGCAGCUCACCAAUCACCACAGUGGGAUCGUGACAGAGCGGCGGUGCGUUCA